Molecule: messenger RNA, 2317 nt
Organism: Corticium candelabrum
Lineage: Eukaryota; Metazoa; Porifera; Homoscleromorpha; Homosclerophorida; Plakinidae
Product: papilin-like
Exons: 4
Coding region: 41-2035 (664 amino acids)
Biological process (GO): glutathione metabolic process
Molecular function (GO): glutathione transferase activity
Source: RefSeq, a predicted model, not a curated record
UCCUUUUCAUCUCACGCUCAUUCCUCUUCGUGCCGGCAGCAUGGGCAACUCGUCGUCAUCCAAGAAAUCGCGCGGAGACACACGCAAAGGCAAUAAACCGUCGCGAAAGUCAUCAUUCCGCCUGCGUUCUCGACGCCAGAAGAAAGAAAAAGUGCCACCGCCCAAACUCUACGUUAGCAAUGCAAAUGCCUCGUGCCGCAUGGUGUGGCUCUACUGUCUUGAACACGAGAUUCCGCUCGAGGUGCAGUUUCUGGAGGAUCGGCGCGGGCUGACGACGACGGAAGAGUUUCAUUGUAUGAAUCCGUUUCAUACCGUUCCCGUGCUCAAGGACGGAGACGUGGUGUUGUUUGAGAGUGUCGCUAUCAUUCACUACUUGGCUCAGGAGUACACCAACUUUGCUGGAUUCGGGUCGGAUCCGGCGAUCCGUGCGAGAGCCGGCUCUAUUGUCUGUUGGGCAAGCAAGAACCUGUUGAAAGCGGUUGGUUAUCACUACGUCUUUCCGCAGUGUGUCAGCGAUUACAAGCUGCGUCCAGAGGAGGCAAAUCGAGCGUUGAUUGAGUAUGGGUUCGAGGAGGUUCGUGCUAUUUUGGAUACGUUGCAGAGUGAGCAUCUUACCAAGCAUCCCUACCUGCUUGGUGAUGAAUGCACCGUCGCUGAUCUGUGUGUGGCCGUCAUUCUUACGCUCUUGGAUUCCGUUUCGUUUGAUUGGGAUCCGUGGCCGAAGGUUUUCUCGUGGAUGAAGAAGAUGCGGGAAAGGGCCAAGUGGGCGGAGGUGAAUGAAGCGCAUGAGAAAACUGUCGAUACUUCAGGCAUGAGUGAUGGAGACAGCAAGCGUGAUAGACGGUACAGGCAGGUAGUUAGCAUGAUGUUGGUAGAUGAUGUAGACCAGGCAGAUGAAGAGGAGACAUCCGCCAAAGGAGGAGCCAACGGGGUGACAGUUCAAGUUCAUGUGGAUGAUGGCAUUGUGGAGGAAGUGACCCAGAAAGAAGGAGAGGGAAGUGUGGAGACUGCCGUUACAAAGGAAGUUGCCAUUACCAAGGAAGUUGCCAUUACCAAGGAGGUAACCUGGAAAGAAAACGAUGCUCCAGCUGAUCUCACAAACAAGGAUUUGAGUGAGAAGGUAGAUGUUGCCAACCAGGAAGUGAGCACAACAAUGGAGUCUGCAGAGGAGAAGACAUGUGAACCAAAUCAGGAGACCGAGGAAAAGGUUGAUGAGGCUAAGGAGUCUCCUAAAGUAGAUGCGGAUGUUGAGGAGAUGGUGAGUCCAAACGCUGUGGAAAGUUUAAAGCAGGAUGAUGAACAGACUCCGAGUUCUCAGAUGGAUAAGGAGACUAUUGAAACAAAAGAAGAGCAGAACAUAGAGGAGACAGGACAAGGAGAUACAGGGGAAGUUAAUGUGGAAGUCACAGAGGAUGAGCAUGUAGCUGAAUCACUUGCUGAGAAUAAUACAGAAGAAAUUAAUGAUGAAGUUGAUGCAUUACAAGUGGUAGCAGAUGAGUCGUCAGUAGACAAAGCUCCAACUCAAGAGGAAGUAGAGAAACUGGAGAAUACCACAGAACAUGAUGCAUCGACAGACGAGGCAAUAACAGAUGCAACAGAAGCAAAAGGACCAGAAGCUGUAGUAGCCAAUGAGCCAACAACAGAUGAGACUACAACUCAAGAAGCAAAAGGCCUAGAAGAUGCAGCAGUAGCAGCAGCUGAGGCAACAACAGAUGAGACUACAAUGGAAGAUUUGAAGGAACUACAAGAUGCAGCAGCACAUGAGGCACCAGCAGAAACAGUAGCACCUCAAGAAGAUAAGCCACUAGCAAACACAGCAGAGGAUGACAUGGUAGUAGCUGAACCUCCACCUCAACAGGAAAUCAGUACAGAGUCGAGGCAGGAAGACGAAGAUGCCAACAAACCACAAGACGAAUCAGAAAAACUUGCCGAAUCACAAGUAGACGAGGCAGCAGUAGCAAAGGAUCAAGAACAAGGAGUUGAAGACGUACACGAGGCUCUCACUAGCGAAAGUAAGCAGUCAGAAGAUGAUUAAGAGAUGAAAGGAUGCAUGCAUUAGCUGCAGUAAUGAGUAACCUACUCUAGCAAUUUCGUAGUUUUUCCUGAAGGCAAUUUCUUGGUAGUGACCAGUUAGCACAGAACAGCACGAGUCUUAUUACACGAGAUGCAGUCAGUGAGAUAAAUUGCAACCUACUAAGGUGGACAUUCAUUGUGAUGCAUUUUGUUGAAGGUUCAUGUCUCUAAACCUUCCAGCUUCUUUAUUUAGUAGAAAAAUUAAUGUUAUUGCAGUUAAUUAACAAGCAGCCUAAGAAGUGUC